Messenger RNA from Alosa alosa (allis shad), 1262 nucleotides. RefSeq names its product zinc finger protein 239-like. The transcript is spliced from 3 exons. Bases 17 to 1180 code for a protein of 387 amino acids. Gene Ontology annotation, molecular function: DNA-binding transcription factor activity, RNA polymerase II-specific; RNA polymerase II cis-regulatory region sequence-specific DNA binding. The record is from RefSeq and is a predicted model, not a curated record. NCBI's taxonomy places the organism in Eukaryota, Metazoa, Chordata, Actinopteri, Clupeiformes, Clupeidae. Gene Ontology annotation, biological process: regulation of transcription by RNA polymerase II. Gene Ontology annotation, cellular component: transcription regulator complex; PcG protein complex.
GAAAUGAAGAAAGAAGAUGAUGCGCAGGGAUAACGAUUCUCUGGUGCAAAAUAACCUCCGAUGGGAUCAACCUUGGUCUGCUGGGAACAUGGAUCUUGGACUGCCGCUGAGGCCUAACGGCAGCGUUUGCGUGACUGAAAACCUGAGGGUGGUGGUGAAAGAAGAAAAUGUAAACGAGGAGGAAUAUGAUCAUGUGAUCGUUUCAUUUCAUGAUGAGGAAGAUAAGCCUGUUGCAGAGCUUCACUGUAAAACUGAAACGGACAUUCAAACAGACGUCGCAGAGUCAUACAGCGGCCCUACCUACAGUGAAACACUACAGACAGCCGCGGAGAUUGAAAUGAAGAAAGAAGAUGAUGCGCAGGAUAACGAUUCUCUGGUGCAAAGUGCAUUAGAACACCCACACAUAAUGCAACACCAGUUCCAUGGACAGAAUGAUCAACUCAACCUGCAACUGAAUGAAGGACCAUACUACUGCACCAUCUGCAGCAAGAGUUUCACAGCUCAGAGAGAUUACGAGAAACACCAGCAGACACACACUCUUAGAAUUAAGUCAAAGCAGGCGACAGCCAAAAAGUCUCAUCAAUGUACCCACUGUGGAAAAAGUUUUACUUGCAAGUCAAAUCUUAAACAGCACGUGCUAAUACACACUGGAGAGAAGUCUAAUAAAUGUGCCCAGUGUGAAAAAGCCUUUUCAGCAUCCUCAAAACUUAAAAGACACAUGCUUACACAUACUGGAGAGAAGCCUCAUAAAUGUAACCAGUGUGGAAAAGGUUUCUCCCUUCUUCUAACUCUUAAAACCCAUAUGCUAACACACACUGGAGAGAAGCCUCAUACGUGUGCCCAGUGUGGGAGAAGUUUUUCACAAGUUUCAAACCUUAAAUCCCAUAUGCAAACACAUACUCUACAGAAACCUCAUACAUGUGCCCAGUGUGGAAAAGCAUUUGCAAGACCCUCACAACUUAAACUUCACAUUCUAAUACACACUGGAGAGAACCCUCAUAAAUGUGCCCAGUGUGAAAAAGCAUUUUCAACAUCCUCAGAACUUAAAAGACACAUGCUUACACACACUAGAGAGAAGCCACAUAAAUGUGACCAGUGUGGAAAAGGUUUCUCACUAUUUUCAAAUCUUAAAAGACAUCUGGUAAUACACACUAGAGAGAAGCCUCAUAAAUGUGCAUAGUGUGGAAAAGCCUUUUCAACAUCCCCAGAACUUAAUUGCCACAUACUUACGCAUACUGGAGAGAAGCCUCAUAAAUGUGUUG